Messenger RNA from Hevea brasiliensis (rubber tree), 2250 nucleotides. RefSeq names its product protein ROOT PRIMORDIUM DEFECTIVE 1. Lineage: Eukaryota; Viridiplantae; Streptophyta; Magnoliopsida; Malpighiales; Euphorbiaceae. The record is from RefSeq and is a predicted model, not a curated record. The transcript is spliced from 2 exons. Gene Ontology annotation, molecular function: RNA binding. Bases 527 to 1909 code for a protein of 460 amino acids.
CCAACUCCACUCCACAGCCAAGCCCAAUUUCCCACUUCCAUGCAGUGGCGCGAGACUCAAAUCUGCCAAUCCAAAACCUAAGCAAAAGGGCUAACUAAAGCCCAGAUUAUAAUUCCUCUCCUUGUUUAAAGAAGCCGUUUUCAUGGCUUGGAUCGCCUCCACCCGCCCAUUGUCGCCAAAAUCCAUGAUCUUCUAUCACUGUUAUUCUGUAAAGGUUUUUUUUUUUUUUGAAGGGAAUAUAAGCAAUUCUUCUUGAUGGUUUUUGCUUGCAUCGCUUCUUGGUCUGAUUCUUCAUGUAGUUUAAUGCUUUCGUGUCUAUUGUGGGAAUCAUUAUCAAAGAAUGGGAUAGACAAGGGAUAGAGACUGCUGAUGUUGAUGGGAGGCAACUUGCCAAAGUAAGUUAUUUGCUGGUAUUUCAUUAAUUUCUGUUCUAAUUUGUAUUCCCGUUGAAUUUUUGGUGUCAAGUAGAUAUUAUGAUUCAAAUCAAUAAACCUCAACAUUUUUGGUGAGGGUUUAAUCAAAGAAUAUGAUUCUGUUGGAAAAUUUUCGCUUCCAAAUAAUACUUCAAAUCAGAACCCAUUCUAAUCCACUGAGUAGAAGCUCACCCAAAAUCCCAUUUGGUCCGUUCAACUCAUUUGUCCAAAAAAGAUGGAGAAAACCAGCAGAUACUGCCCAAACCCGCUUGGAGAACCGAACUAGAGACUCUAAACUGGACAAACUCACUACUCACCUCAAGAAACUCAAAACCAUCCUCAAAAUUCACGAGCUCAUGUCCAGUAGAAAACGCGGCCCUUAUGUAUCUGUGCAAUUGAUGUCCCGUUGGAAAAACAUUAUCGGAUUGAACUUGAGUGUGGGUGCAUUUGUUCAGAAAUACCCUCACGUGUUUGAGGUAUUCAUGCACCAUGUUAGGAGGAAUCUAUGUUGUAGAAUCACAAAGAAAAUGAGUGAUUUGAUUGGUGAAGAAGAGAAUAUUAUUAAGGAGUGUGAAUUGGAAUCUGUGAGGAGAAUAAAGAAGUUGUUGUUGAUUUCCAGAAGUGGAAUUCUUCACGUUCAUGCUUUGAGGUUGAUUAGGAGGGAACUGGGUCUGCCAGAAGAUUUUAGGGACUCGAUUUUAGGUAAGUAUAAAGAUCAUUUUAGGUUAGUUGAUUUGGAAGUAGUGGAACUAGUUGACCAAGCUGAGGAUUUGGGACUGGCUGAAAUUGAGAAAUGGAGAGAGAAGGAAUAUAGGGAGAAGUGGUUGAGUGAGUUUGAGAUUAAAUUUGCCUUUCUCAUUAAUUAUCCCACAGGGUUUAAGAUUGAGGGAGGGAUGAAAGAGAAAAUGAAGAAUUGGCAAAGGCUUCCUUAUCUGAAACCCUAUGAGACAAAGGAGGUUUUUAAGGUGCGUACUCCUGGAGGGGUAGAGCGGUAUGAGAAGCAGGCAGUUGCAAUAAUUCAUGAGUUCUUGAGCUUAACUGUGGAGAAGAUGGUUGAGGUUGAAAGAUUGGCACAUUUUAGAAAGGAUUUUGGUAUGGAAGUAAAUGUGAGAGAAUUGCUUUUGAAACAUCCUGGAAUUUUCUAUAUAUCAACAAAGGGAAGUGCACAUACUGUGUUUCUUAGAGAAGCAUAUGUCAAGGGGUGCUUGAUUUCACCAAACUCCAUUUCUAUUGUUCGGAGGAAAAUGUUAGACCUUGUCUUACUUGGUUCUCGAAAUACAAGAGAGUUGCAACCUCAAGAGGAAGUUAAGAAGGAAAGUGACAGUUUGGUUUCUACAGCACAUGCUAGAGGUACAACAGGUGGAAAUUGGAUAAUUCCAAUUCUUGACAGUUUAGACAAUGGACUUGACCAUGAUAUGGUUGCUUCAUCUGAGGAAGAUUUUGAUGAAUACCAUGAGAAUGGAAAUAGUGAAAGUGACACAAGUGUUGGUGGGUGAUAUGAGUGAAGCAUAUGAUGGACUUACAUUUAAUUGUUCAACUCCGGUCACAUUAUUUACUCUUUGAACAUCGGAAUAUUGCUACAUGGAUAGUCUGAUUAAGAUGAUCAAUUGCUACCCCUUGAAAUAUCAAGAAUUUGGUGUGAAGCUCCAAAUAUGAGGGAUGAUUGAUUUGAUUUUGUAUAUGUUUUGGAAAGAAUGGAUUCUUGACUUGAUCAAAAUGUAAAUGAUGGGAUUAGGUCUAGAAAUAUGAGAGAACAGUAUAAUCAAGUUUUUAGCUGUUUUUGACAUACGUUACUGCUUGACUUUUUUGUUCAAAAUAGAGCCAUUAUUUCACAGAA